Moneuplotes crassus is the source of this 1453-nucleotide messenger RNA. NCBI's taxonomy places the organism in Eukaryota, Ciliophora, Spirotrichea, Euplotida, Euplotidae. The record is from the annotation of a GenBank genome assembly.
AGUUAAUAAAAAUUAUGGAGAACAGAGAUAGGAAACAAAUUUCAGAAGAAGGGAAGAGGUUAGAGCCAAAGAGGCGUAACUCAGCCGGUUCAGACGAUCAGAUUGUGCUUAUCAAAGCUAUGACUUGGGACAGAGAGUCCCAUGGGCUCUAUGACUAUGAGUCAAGACGCAUUAGCAGAUUUGAAAAAUAAGCUCACAAAAGAAGGAGAGAUUGUUAGAACAAGAGAUUCAGUUAUAUUCAAUGAGAACAUUGUGAAUUCAGCCAAAACUGACGAAGAUGAAACUUGCCUCUUCAGGCUCAGUAAAAGAGGAGGUGUUUAUACAAUUGUACCACAAAACGAUAAUAUUCCAAACGACCGACUCUGGGUUGUUAUUAGAUCACUAAAAGAAGGCUACGUUAUUAAGAGGCAUGAUAUUAUUAAGUUAGGAAGAAUGAAGUUCAGAGUCAAAGAAUUCAAAACAGAGACUGAAUACUUUGAAGACCUUGAUAACGACCAGAGCCCUCACCCAGGCUUUGAUGAAGAUUAUUUGGUUGACAGGUGCCAUGAGUCAGAUACAAACUGUAGAUUUUGCUGGACUAAUGAUCAAACUGAUGAUAAUCCGCUAAUCGGAGCUUGAAAAUGAGCUGGCUCCAUCAGAUUUAUACAUUUCCAGUGUGUUAAGAUGUGGCUUCAAACAAAAGUUACUAAAAAGGAAGGAUCUAGCCACUGAACCCUAAAUUGGAAAAAUUUUGAAUGUGAGUUAUGAAAAACUCCAUAUCCAUAUACUUUCUUAUUAGAUGAAAAGAGGUGGUUCUUAGUGGAUUUAAAUCGACCGGAAGAUGGAGAUACCCCAUACAUCAUUCUUGAAAGUCUGAGCUCUGAAAAGAACUCUUCAAGAACCAUCCACGUGGUCUGCAUCAAUAGUGAUCAGAACUCAUUCUCUCUAGGUAGAGGGCAUGAUUCUGAGCUAAGAAUCAACGAUAUAUCAGUAUCAAGAAAACAUGCAUCAUUGGAAUACAAAGAUGGCAAUUUCGUACUCACUGAUUUGAAAUCCAAAUUUGGAACUCUAAUGUUGAUUAGUGAAUCUGUGAAAUUAUCAGAGCAGAACAACAAGACUUUCCAAAUAGGUAGAACAGUAGUCACUAUCAAAGCUAAAAGUGAGGCGCCUUGGAAAUAAGAUGGAUAAAAACUUUGAAGCUAAAGGAGCUGAGCUCCAGAGAAUGGAGGAGUUGCUCAGAGACAAUUCCUUGAGUAAAACUUAUUCUGGAAAACAAAACUCAAAACAACUUGAAAUUUUAUCGAAACAGCUAUCAGAGGACAUUGAGGAAAGAGUUCAAAAAAUAUCAGCUUCAGAGGUAAGCCACCAAGGAAAUAAUGUGAUUGAAAUUGAUGGGAAAAGAUACAUUAUUUUGAAAGAGCUAGAUGACAAACCUUCUGAAGAAUAAUAUGCUUAUCCAAACAAAUUUCGCUUU